Molecule: messenger RNA, 1995 nt
Organism: Trichoderma reesei QM6a
Lineage: Eukaryota; Fungi; Ascomycota; Sordariomycetes; Hypocreales; Hypocreaceae
Exons: 2
Coding region: 1-1995 (664 amino acids)
Source: RefSeq, a predicted model, not a curated record
AUGGCGCCUCGCACACGGGGGUCUCGCAAAGCUGCUCGUGGGCCUAAAACCCCGGAGCCCUUCGCGACGACUGACAUUCAACCCCCUUCUCCUCCGCGACCGCGAUUCCGACUCAGGCGACGAGCUCCCUCGUCAAACCUCAAGGCUCCCACCCAGCAGUUUCUCGCGUCCGUUGCGACGGCAGACGUACCCAUUCCAAGCAUCGAGGAGCCUCGCCCGGUUGACGAAGACAUGGUGGAUACGCUCAGCACAAACUUCCCUCGAUUCAGCCCCUACCAUCUGGCCGUCCCCGACGAUGGCGCCUUGCCGCGCGGGAGGGCCUAUUCUCCUCCCAAGACUCCCGCUCCGCACGCUGUUCCCUCGCUGUCACCCAAACGGUUUCCCAACUGGUCGCUCGACCAGGCCUACAGCAGCCUUGAGUCGAGCCCAGAAUGCGACAGCCGCCCGUCAACGGCGCAGUCGACGCAGACGAGCAGCUCGCUCUUCAGCCGCUACUCGCUGCACUCAGACAACCUCAGCCAGUACAGCAUUGACGCCGACGACGCCGACCAGCAUGGCUCUUCGUCAAUUGAUGACGGCAACAAGACUAUCACGCUUCGCGUCCCUGGCGCUGCUGCUGCGGCUGCUGGCGCGUCAAGCAGGCGUUCGCGCAGGGCCCCGUGGACCAGGUCCAUGAGCCAGCACCUCUGGUCCGUCUACAUGACGUACCUGCAGGAUCCCCACGUCACACCAUUUCACAUUGGCAAAAGCGGCAUUCCUCCUCACGGAGUAUGCACGCGCGUCGCCAGGGAAGCCAAGCGCAGCUGGAAAGGCUCCAAGCCCCAGCAGGCCAAGGCCGCCGCCGCCGCCGCCGCCGACCACAGCGGCAGCGCGACGCCCACCGUUGGGGCUGCGCCGGCAUCGUAUGUGCAGUGGCCGCACAGCUGCGCGGCGACUCGUGCGCAUCUCAGGGAGCUCUGCAAGGCGAGGGCGACGGCUGCUGCGCGCAGCCAGCGCUACACGGGCCGCAACCCGCCGCCGUUCGGCCGCGCCUCCAAUCGGUACUGGAACCGCCGAAUGGCGCCCAGCCGAUCUUCAUCCGCCUUCUCCGGAAACGACAUGGCCCUGUCCCUGGCGGUUAGCACGUGCGAAUCCAUGCAGCCUCACGGGCCGUUGGCCCAGCUCACCGGAUCGCAAGACGAGCCGUCCGGCGACAUUGAGCUCUGCUCGCCGCCGCCGCCGCCGCCCUUGAUCGCCGCCGCCGCUGUCCCUGCGCCGGGCCCGGGAGCUGCCGAUGUCGACAUGGCGCGGCUGGGAUCGCCCUUCGUGGCUAGGAGCUACGGCCCCAGCGCGUCCAGCUCGCUCGCAGACAGCUUCGGCAUGGAUCUGGAGCCACAGGGGCCAAUGAGCAGCUCGGUGGGGACGCGACGGCGCAGCCUGGGCUCGCCGGCCCGGCUCAGCAGCAACAGCCGCGGCAGCACGCAGAAGCGCAGAUCCAAGCAGCAGCCUGCUGCUGUCGAGCCCCGGAGGAAGCGUCCUAGCCUCGGCUCGGACUUUUGGGUCGAUCCGUCCAACAUCGGGGCGUCGACGACGCAGGCCGCGCCGCUCUCGGCCGAGUUCAGCUCCACCACGUCCACCCAGCGGGAUGCGCUCUUCAUUCCCCGGACCAACCUGCAGGAGCUCUUUGAGGCAUCGCAGCCCCGCGUCGGCCCCGCGCCCAUCUCGUCGUCUGCUCCGAGCGCCGAACGCCUUGCCCCUGCCCUCUCCGCUGUGCCCGCCAGACUCGGCUCCCCCUUUUCUGCCGCCAAGGCGAGCUUCUCCUUCCCGGGACGGCGAUCGGCCAGCAUCUCCGCCAUUGACUUUAGCAUCAUCCGUCGGCCGUUUGCCACUGUCCAGCAGCCCGUCGAGUCGGAAUCCUCACCACCCAAGUCGUCUCUGCGAAGCCGUCUGGCCUAUAUCGACGAGCGACUCAAGGAUUUCCGCCGCCGCGACCGGCGAUCCCAAUCGCCCGUCUAA